Molecule: messenger RNA, 1458 nt
Organism: Penicillium lagena
Lineage: Eukaryota; Fungi; Ascomycota; Eurotiomycetes; Eurotiales; Aspergillaceae
Exons: 2
Coding region: 1-1458 (485 amino acids)
Molecular function (GO): aldehyde dehydrogenase (NAD+) activity
Source: RefSeq, a predicted model, not a curated record
AUGUCGCUCUCCACUACCAUCGAGACCCCCGCUGGCAAAUACGAGCAGCCGCUGGGCUUGUUCAUCAACAACGAGUGGGUUAAGGGUGCCGAGGGCAAGACCUUCGAGACCAUCAACCCCUCCAACGAAAAGGUCAUCACCGCCGUCCACGAGGCCACCGAGAAGGAUGUCGACAUCGCCGUCAAGGCCGCGCGAGCUGCCUUCGAGGGUGUCUGGCACACCGUGACUCCCUCCGAGCGGGGUCGCAAGCUCAUCAAGCUGGCCGACCUGUUCGAGGAGCACAUGGACACCCUAGCCUCCAUCGAGUCCCUGGAUAACGGCAAGUCCAUGACUAUGGCCAAGGUCGACGUCACCAAUGCUGCGGCCUGUCUACGCUACUACGGUGGCUGGGCCGACAAGAUCCACGGCCAGACCAUCGACACCAACUCCGAGACGCUGUCCUACACCCGCCACGAGCCCAUUGGUGUCUGCGGUCAGAUCAUCCCCUGGAACUUCCCCCUCCUCAUGUGGUCCUGGAAGAUUGGCCCCGCCAUCGCCUCCGACCCCUCUGUCGGCGCUGUACGCCUGCAAGCUCAUCCUGGAGGCCGGCUUCCCCCCGGUGUCAUCAACAUGCUCUCGGGCUUCGGCCGCACCGCCGGUGCCGCCAUCGCCAACCACAUGGAUAUCGACAAGGUCGCCUUCACGGGCUCCACGGUGGUGGGCCGCGCCAUCAUGCAGGCCGCCGCCAAGAGCAACCUGAAGAAGGUCACCCUGGAGCUGGGUGGCAAGUCGCCCAACAUCGUCUUUGAUGAUGCGGACAUCGACAACGCCAUCUCGUGGGCCAACUUCGGUAUCUUCUUCAACCACGGCCAGUGCUGCUGCGCCGGCUCCCGCCUGCUGGUUCAGGAGGGCAUCUACGACAAGUUCGUGGCCCGCUUCAAGGAGCGUGCGGCCGCCAACAAGCUUGGAGACCCCUUCGCGGCCGACACCUUCCAGGGCCCACAGGUGUCGCAGCUCCAGUUUGAUCGCAUCAUGGAGUACAUCAACCACGGCAAGAACGAGGGUGCCACGGUCGCCCUGGGUGGUGACCGCCACGGCAAGGAGGGCUACUUCAUCCAGCCCACCAUCUUCACCGAUGUCACCCACGACAUGAAGAUCGCCCAGGAGGAGAUCUUUGGUCCCGUGAUUACGGUGCAGAAGUUCAAGGACGAGGCCGACGCUAUCAAGAUUGGCAACAGCACCAGCUACGGUCUAGCCGCUGCCGUGCACACCAAGAACGUCAACACCGCCAUCCGCGUAUCCAACGCCCUCAAGGCUGGUACCGUCUGGAUCAACAGCUACAACCUGAUCUCGUACCAGGCUCCGUUCGGUGGCUUCAAGACAUCUGGUCUCGGCCGUGAGCUUGGCUCCUACGCUCUGGAGAACUACACUCAGGUCAAGACGGUGCACUACCGCCUGGGAGACGCGCUGUUCGGUUAA